CGGACACAGAGCGUUGUGGAACAUUGGAGCAGAAAGCACGCACGGCGGGAUGGAUAGCGUGCGGUGGGCCCAGCCAGACCAAAGGGAAGUGGACGACGAGCACUGAGCCAAGCGACGAGCCGAUUCACCAUCGCCCGAAAAUUAGACAGAGGACGGCGAUCGCCGUGAAAAUUCCUGGUCGGAUUUGACAGAAUUUCAUGAAUUAAGAAUCGGCGGAGCUGGCAGGCGCGCACGCACGCAGUCAUGGCGGCCGCUCAGUGCUUCUGCAGCUUUCUCCCGGUGUCGACUCGAACAGUGUUCUCUUCUUCUCGCCGUCGUCUCGGUGCAAGAGCUUGCAGCGCUGACUCUCCCACUGCUUUCGAGACGAACCCUGUUGAUGCACCGGCUGUCGAAAAUCUUCCUACCUCUCUGGUCUCCAGAACUCCUCAGCUCGACUCUCUCGAAGGAACCGCAGGAGUUUUGAAGGUCAACCACUACUCAGUGCUGCGGGUGCCAGUCGGAGCCUCGACUUCACAGAUUGCGCAAGCCUUCAAGGAAAGAUGUGAAGAGGUGAUGCAAAACAGAGCUGUGGAUGACGAGGCAUCGAAAGCUGAGCUCCGAGCUUUACAGGCAUCUUUCGAGACUUUGUCUACAACGGAAGAAAGAAGAGUCUACGACUGGGCUCUCCAACGCUAUGAAAAUCGUGAGGGUGGUUACAUCUGGCCCUAUGAGACGGACAUCACACAGAAAUAUACGGGCAAAGAUACUCCAGCAGUGAUGAGGAGUUUUGAUGAAGAAGGAAACAAUAAGGUGGCAGCCUUCCUGCUGGGCUGGCUAGCUAUCUCCGUUCUCUUCAGUGUAACUAUGAAAACUUGGAUACCUUACGAUUUCAGUCCCUAGAUCUGAUCAGAUGAAUGUACAUGUCUUUACAUGCACAUGCCGUGUAAGUUUUGAAGACAUUAUUUAUCGUGUUUCAUCUACUGUGCAAUAAAACCAAUUUAGUGC
Molecule: messenger RNA, 984 nt
Organism: Marchantia polymorpha subsp. ruderalis
Lineage: Eukaryota; Viridiplantae; Streptophyta; Marchantiopsida; Marchantiales; Marchantiaceae
Source: the annotation of a GenBank genome assembly